Kwoniella shivajii is the source of this 2715-nucleotide messenger RNA. RefSeq lists its product as uncharacterized. The transcript is spliced from 6 exons. NCBI's taxonomy places the organism in Eukaryota, Fungi, Basidiomycota, Tremellomycetes, Tremellales, Cryptococcaceae. Gene Ontology annotation, molecular function: nucleotidyltransferase activity. The coding region runs from base 1 to 2715 and encodes 904 amino acids. The record is from RefSeq and is a predicted model, not a curated record. Gene Ontology annotation, biological process: RNA 3'-end processing.
AUGUCUUCUUUUCGUGUGACAUCCUUACCUCGCCCUGCCCUCUUACCUUCUCCUCAAUUGAUCUCAUUCGGACAAGAAGGCGUACCUUCGUUACUUGAUUCGGACAUAGACGAAAUUGACUUGCACCCCAUCAUCAACAACGCAGGAAGAUUUGACGCGACGGUCCAAGCGUUCUAUCCUUGUUCAAAUACAAUUGCUGGUCCAAUAAGGCUAUCGUUACCGGUUACACCAGAACUUAUCACCCUAGUGUCCGAAGGGGAAUCGGAUGAAGAACUGAAGAGGUUGUUCAGAUUAGAUUCUCCGUCACCACCUCCUUCCCCUAUCUGUUCGAUACCUCCCGAAAGGAGAAAGGGAGAUUAUACACCUCCGCAGAUCUUCUCGACCCUUGGUAGAAGAAGGCGUUCAACUCCUAUCCUUCAUCAUCCAUCACCUACAUAUCCAAGCCCGUACAAGAAAAACAAGAAUAACUCAUUCGAUACUCUAUCUACCAGUUCUUAUCCACCUUCUCCCUCACCAAUAUUACAUACUGAUACACCGGAUCUGACUUCCGAUUCAAGUCUUUCGUUUCCAAACCCUUCGAUCACGGAUGAAUUUUCAGAGUAUUCUGAUCAACCUAUCUUAUUCUCUAAUCCAUCUGAAUUGAUCGAUAUAUUCACAUAUAAAGGUGGUGAAAAAUUACCAUUUCCAGUGGCAGUCAUCAUUCAUAAAGGUAAAGGUCAUACCAAGGAAUUAUCUAAAGAAGUCAUUGAAUUGAUCGAUUUUGAAAGUUCCCAAGAACAUCAGGAUCAAUUCUAUGCUCAGCCAAACGAAGGAUUUAUCGAUUUAUUAGGCUUAGACAAGGAUCUUGGAGAGCAUAAUAAUCAUCCUGCCGAAUUGACUUCUUGUCUUGGUGCUUCCCAAGAACAGUACAAUACGAACGAUUAUAAAUUCGAUUCUGGAUCGGACAAAAUUGAUGAACAACAAGUAGAAGAUUUGACUGAUAUCUGUUCUGAGCCUGAACUUGAAGAGCAUUGGUUUCUCAAAAUGAACGAUUCACCUCAAAUGAUCAAUGGAAACCAAUCAACAUCCCAUACAUAUGAUCAGUUUAUCAAUGACUCCUCAAGGAAUGGUUUGAUAUCAUCAUUAUCAGACCUAUCAGAUAUACCUGAGUUUAUUCCGAAAUCAAAUUUCAUCCCAGCUGUGAACAGUGUUUCACCUUAUAAUUCACUUCUGUCACGACCUUCACCUAGGAAAACAGUUCCAUCCAAUCUCAUACAUCCUUCUCCCCCAGAUUCGUUUCAAAGCGAUAUUAUGCAAGCUUGGUGUUCCACUGAACCAACUGAAGAAUCGAAGAAAUUCGUUAUGAAAUUGUUAUCCAAUUUGACUACUGUAGUAAAUUCUACUUUUGGUAAACAGAUUUUACAAGAUGGGAAAGAUAGGUUUUUGGUGGACGUUUUUGGAAGUGUUAGUUGGGGAGGAGAAACUGGGAAAAGUGGUGAUUUGGAUUUGGUCAUUCUAGAUCGAGCUCAGCUCAAAGGCUACGAGCCAUCUCUUUGGCGCCAACAACCUGGGUCUGGUCCAAUAUCUAAAGAUUACUCUGGUCGGCGAUCAGUUCCUUUAGCGAUCAACACUUUGCCACGAUGCUAUCACACAUACACGUUAGCAGAUUGCCUCCGUCGGGCAGGUAUGCAAGCUGUGCAGCCUAUACCGGGAGCCAGUACGCCUAUCGUCAAAUUCAUGGAUCCACAAGGAAAACUAGAGUGUGAUAUCAACGUGAAUGAUUUAGGAGGAUGGUAUAACUCUUCUCUCAUCCUUCAUUACUGUCAAAUAUCACCAUAUCUCCUUCGACCGAUGAUCUACAUCUUGAAACGAUGGCUCUCCUCACAAGAUCUGAACGAUGCAUCAGGCGCCAAAGGUCCAGCGACAAUGUCGUCUUAUUGCCUUACCCUUAUGAUCAUUGGAUACCUUCAAAUUCGAGGGUGUCUGCCCAAUCUGCAGCAGGACAUCAAUGUUCCCGCUACUUCUGCACCAGGGGACACAUCUGAUCCUGAUAUCAUUUGGGUAUCAUGGUCCAAAGAGCAAGGUGUACCUGCUCACGUAGCUUUUGCAAGAGCACCACCUGAAGGAUGGAAAUCAUCCGAACCUGAAUUAACAGUUUCCCAAGCUGUCAGAGGGUUUUUCGCCUUCUUCAGUCAAACCAGUUCCUCAUUACUUGCUUCCAUUCAAGAGAAAGCUAGAUUCGAUCAUAGAGCAGAUAUCAUCUCUAUCCUACAAGGUGGUCUAGCUAAAAGGAUAACGCUAGUGGGAGGAUCGAGAAUAGAAGAUGAGAACAAUAGGAUAUCAUUACAAUCUCAAGGAUUCUCUCCUGCGCAGAUAACUCACGUCAUGGAAAUGAUGAGAGAAAGUAGAAUUGAAGAUGAGCAAAGGAUGGGUAAAGGUGAUAGAGGUAUUCAGCCUCGUAAUUGGUCAGAAAGAAGAUUGGUCGUGCAAGAUCCUUUCUUAUGGCAGAAAAAUUGUGCAGGUAUGAUGUCAAAGGUUGGAUUAGAUCGCUUCUUCGCUAGUGUCGAUAGAGCACAUAAAAUGCUUCAGAGUCGUGGAAACUCAGCCACUAUAGAGGAACUACUCUAUAACCCUAGUCCGAUCACACCGAGGUCGACACCAGGUCGAGGAAGAGGAAGAGGUACACCCAUAGGUAGGGGAGGCGGGGGCAUUGGAAGGGCUCUGUGGAACGCUUGA